AUGCAAUCCCCAUCAUUGGGGGUGGUCAAUGCUGCCGAUCCCAAUGCCAUAGCACUGGCACGGGAUCUCCUGGCAGCCGGUGAAGUGAUUGCCUUGCCCACGGAUACAGUAUACGGUCUUGCGUGUGAUGCCAACAAUGCCCAAGCCAUUCAGAAGGUUUACGAGAUCAAGGGACGCGAAGAGCGGAAACCGGUGGCAAUUUGUGUGGCAGAAAUUGAUGAUUUUCACCUUUGGGGCUGUGCUGAUCAUCUUCCACGUGAGAUGCUCAAGGAACUCCUUCCGGGUGCCGUGACAAUCGUUGUGGACAAAUCCCCGCGACUCAGCAAUCCAUACCUAAAUCCAGGUAUUAAGAGGAUUGGGAUUCGCAUCCCAGAUGCAUCAUUCAUCCGUGAUAUUUCACGAGCUUUCCGGAUGCCGAUUGCCCUCACCAGCGCCAAUCGUAGCAGUGAACCUAGCUCCCUGACUGUGGGGGAAUUUCAACCGUUGUGGCCACACUUGGGAGCUGUCUUCGAUGGAGGACAGCUGGGAGUGACGGAGGCUCAGAGAGCUGCAUCAACCGUUGUUAAUUUGUCCCAGGUGGGUGUCUACAGUAUCAUUCGGCGUGGUGUGGCCAUGCAGAAGACAGAGGAUGUCCUCAAGAAAUACAAUUUCCGCGAAGACAUUUAA
Messenger RNA from Lutzomyia longipalpis, 666 nucleotides. It is a transcript of the gene Tcs1, whose product is annotated as threonylcarbamoyl-AMP synthase. Bases 1 to 666 code for a protein of 221 amino acids. Gene Ontology annotation, molecular function: tRNA binding; double-stranded RNA binding; nucleotidyltransferase activity. The record is from RefSeq and is a predicted model, not a curated record. Lineage: Eukaryota; Metazoa; Arthropoda; Insecta; Diptera; Psychodidae. Gene Ontology annotation, biological process: regulation of translational fidelity. The transcript has a single exon. Gene Ontology annotation, cellular component: cytoplasm.